This is a messenger RNA of Cheilinus undulatus (humphead wrasse), 1063 nucleotides long. It is a transcript of the gene hdhd2, whose product is annotated as haloacid dehalogenase-like hydrolase domain containing 2. Gene Ontology annotation, molecular function: phosphatase activity. Lineage: Eukaryota; Metazoa; Chordata; Actinopteri; Labriformes; Labridae. The record is from RefSeq and is a predicted model, not a curated record. The transcript is spliced from 9 exons. Gene Ontology annotation, biological process: dephosphorylation. Bases 80 to 859 code for a protein of 259 amino acids.
GAAGAAUUAAAAACUUCAAACCAACGAAGAAGAAAGCAACAGGAAGCAGAAGUGGAGCUACCGUCACGAGAGGCUUCCGAUGGCAGGCAGAAAGGCUUUGAAGGCUGUGCUGGUUGACCUGAGUGGAACUCUUCAUAUUGAAGACACAGCAGUACCAGGGGCACAGGAUGCUCUGAAUAGGUUACGGCAUGCUUCUGUCGCUGUAAAGUUUGUGACCAACACAACAAAGGAAAGUAAGAGGAACUUAGUGGAACGACUGCAGCGUCUCAAUUUCAACCUCCAGGAACAGGACAUCUUCACUUCCCUAAGUGCUGCAAGGAGUUUGUUAGUGCAGAAACAACACAGACCACUUUUGCUGGUGGAGGACAGUGCACUGGAAGACUUUGCUGGUAUUGACACAUCGGAGCCAAACGCUGUUGUUAUCGGACUCGCUCCUGUUCACUUCAACUACCAAAUGCUCAACAAGGCUUUCAGAUUGAUUCUCAGUGGAGCUCCUCUCAUCGCCAUCCAUAAGGCUCGAUACUACAAACGUAUGGAUGGUUUGGCCCUUGGUCCUGGGCCCUUUGUGACAGGACUUGAAUUUGCCACGGACUGUAAAGCUACUGUUGUUGGGAAGCCAGAAAAUACCUUUUUCAUGCAGGCUCUGUCCGAUUUAGGAUGCAGGCCAGAUGAAGCAGUCAUGAUAGGAGAUGAUGCAAGAGAUGAUGUAGGCGGGGCCCAGAACACAGGAAUGUUGGGAAUUCUUGUCAGAACAGGUAAAUACAGAGAGGGAGAUGAGAACAAAAUCAACCCUCCUCCCUACCUGAUAUGCAACAGCUUCCCAGACGCUGUCGAACACAUCCUGAAAAAUCUCUUGUAACUUUAGAAAUCUACAGUCUGACUCUUUUUUCACUCAUACAUUACAAACAUUCUAAAUACCACUGUCACUGUUCUAGACUUAUUGUGAUAUAACAGUGGUUUAGAACCCUCAUUGUAGACUUCUUGUUUUAUCUCUGCAUGAUAAAGGAAGAUUGACCUUACAUCUGACCAAUCAUUUUGGAAAUAAAAAUGUAAUUUAACCAAA